This is a messenger RNA of Stegastes partitus (bicolor damselfish), 1338 nucleotides long. RefSeq names its product H-2 class II histocompatibility antigen, A-U alpha chain-like. Lineage: Eukaryota; Metazoa; Chordata; Actinopteri; Pomacentridae. Gene Ontology annotation, biological process: antigen processing and presentation; immune response. Gene Ontology annotation, cellular component: membrane; MHC class II protein complex. Bases 40 to 888 code for a protein of 282 amino acids. The transcript is spliced from 6 exons. The record is from RefSeq and is a predicted model, not a curated record.
CGUUAGAGCCACAGUUCAGCAGCCACUCCGCUGCAGACGAUGAAGGCGAUGAAGAUGUCGGAGCUGCUCCUCAUCUUCAGCUGUGUCCUCGGGAUCUCUGCUGACAUUCUACAUGAGAGCCGUGACUUCGGUGGCUGUUCAGACUCUGAUGGAGCGGCGACGAACACACUGGAUGGCGAAGAGCUUUGGUACGCAGACUUCAUCAACAAGAGAGGAGUCACGCCUCUGCCAGGCUUCGUAGAUCCUAUUGCCUUCCCAGGAGCUUAUGAAGAAGCUGUGGCUAAUCAGCAAAUCUGCAGACAGAACCUGAAGAUAUGUAAAAUGGCUAUGAAGGACCUCCCAGUGGAACAGGUUCCUCCUUCCGACCCGAUCAUCUACAUCAGAGACGCCUUGGGGCUCAGAGAGAACAACACGCUAAUCUGUCAUGUGACCGGCUUCUAUCCGGCUCCUGUCAAAGUCUCCUGGAUCAAGAAUGGAAAGAACGUGACCGACGGCACCAGCAUCAACGUUCCUUUCGUCAACAGAGAUGGUUCCUUCACCCAGAUCUCCAGACUGGAGUUCACCCCUCAGCAGGGAGACAUCUACAGCUGUUCAGUGGAACAUGUGGCCCUGAGCCAGCCGCUGACCACCAUCUGGGAUCCGUCCAUGCCUAAGUCAGAUAAAGUCAAGAUCAUCAUCGGAGCCUCAGCACUGAUUCUGGGUCUGAUCUUUGCUCUGGCUGGAUUCAUCUACUACAGUCGCAGGACCCCAGAUCCAUUUUUGCUUGAGUCAGAGAAAAACAAGAUCGCCAUCACAGCCUCAGGACUGACCCUGGAUCAGGUCUUAUCUCUGGCUAGAUUCAUCUACUGCAAGAAGGAGGCCCAAGGACGUAUUCUGGGUUCCUACUAACUGAGACAAGAUCCUGGUCCUGGUCCUCAUCUUGUUCCUGGUUCAGGUCCUGAUUCUGUCCCAUGACAGAAAAACCAGCUGCUGCUUGAACAUGCUUUGUGUUUGCAGCUCAGCAGAAAGUUGAUCCUUUCUGGACUGGACUUCUGUGAACCUGGUCCAGGACUGAAGUCUGAUACUCAGCUAAUCUGGACCUGGUCCCGGACCCCCACAGUGUGAAUCCAGUCCUGCUGUCUGAUGCAGAAGUGUCAUUGUUGUGUGCUGGUCCAGUCCUGGAUCAGGUUUAAUGUGGUCUCUGCUGCUUCACUGUGUCAAAUGGAUCAUUUCAGCCUUUUGUAUCUGCAGACCGACGCCUUUGAAAUCACUUGUAACCAGAUGUUUGACUGAUUUGUGGCUGAUUCACAUUUAUUCUUUUUUUACUGUACGUUUUUCAUAAACUGUCACAAAACCUGA